Messenger RNA from Symphalangus syndactylus (siamang), 2177 nucleotides. RefSeq names its product ALG1 chitobiosyldiphosphodolichol beta-mannosyltransferase (gene ALG1). Gene Ontology annotation, molecular function: mannosyltransferase activity. Gene Ontology annotation, cellular component: endoplasmic reticulum. Lineage: Eukaryota; Metazoa; Chordata; Mammalia; Primates; Hylobatidae. The record is from RefSeq and is a predicted model, not a curated record.
UCGGUCUGCGGCUGCGCACAGCGCGCGUAAGCGCGGUCACGUGACUGCUGCGGACCCGCCAAAAUGGCGGCUUCCUGCUUGGUCCUGUUGGCGCUGUGUCUGCUGCUGCCGCUGCUGCUGCUGGGAGGAUGGAAGCGCUGGCGGCGGGGGCGGGCGGCCCGACAUGUAGUAGCCGUGGUGCUGGGCGACGUGGGCCGCAGCCCCCGUAUGCAGUACCACGCGCUGUCGUUGGCCAUGCACGGCUUCUCGGUGACCCUCCUGGGGUUCUGCAACUCCAAACCCCAUGAUGAGCUUUUGCAGAACAACAGAAUUCAGAUUGUGGGCUUGACAGACCUUCAGAGUCUUGCAGUUGGGCCCCGAGUUUUCCAGUACGGAGUCAAAGUUGUAUUUCAGGCUAUGUACUUGCUGUGGAAGUUGAUGUGGAGGGAGCCAGGCGCCUAUAUCUUUCUCCAGAACCCCCCAGGUCUGCCUAGCAUUGCUGUCUGCUGGUUCGUGGGCUGCCUUUGUGGAAGCAAGCUCGUCAUUGACUGGCACAACUAUGGCUACUCCAUCAUGGGUCUGGUGCAUGGCCCCAAACACCCCAUCGUUCUGCUGGCCAAGUGGUACGAGCGGUUCUUUGGGCGCCUGUCCCACCUGAACCUGUGUGUUACCAAUGCCAUGCGAGAAGACCUGGCGGAGAACUGGCACAUCAGGGCUGUGACCGUCUAUGACAAGCCGGCAUCUUUCUUUAAAGAGACACCUCUGGACCUGCAGCACCGGCUCUUCAUGAAGCUGGGCAGCACGCACUCUCCGUUCAGGGCCCGCUCAGAACCUAAGGACCCAGCCACGGAGCGGUCGGCCUUCACGGAGCGGGAUGCUGGGAGCGGGCUGGUGACGCGUCUCCCCGAGCGGCCAGCCCUGCUGGUCAGCAGCACAAGCUGGACAGAGGACGAAGACUUCUCCAUCCUGCUGGCAGCUUUAGAAAAGUUUGAACAACUGACUUUUGAUGGACAUAACCUUCCUUCUCUCGUCUGUGUGAUAACAGGCAAAGGGCCUCUGAGGGAGUAUUACAGCCGCCUCAUCCACCAGAAGCAUUUCCAGCACAUCCAGGUCUGCACCCCCUGGCUGGAGGCCGAGGACUACCCCCUGCUUCUAGGGUCGGCGGACCUCGGUGUCUGUCUGCACACGUCCUCCAGUGGCCUGGACCUGCCCAUGAAGGUGGUGGACAUGUUUGGGUGCUGUUUGCCUGUGUGUGCCGUGAACUUCAAGUGUUUACAUGAGCUGGUGAAACAUGAAGAAAACGGCCUGGUCUUUGAGGACUCAGAGGAACUGGCAGCUCAGCUGCAGAUGCUUUUCUCAAACUUUCCUGAUCCUGUGGGCAAGCUAAACCAGUUCCGGAAGAACCUGCGGGAGUCGCAGCAGCUCCGAUGGGAUGAGAGCUGGGUGCAGACUGUGCUGCCUUUGGUUAUGGACACAUGACUCCUGGGCCAGAGGCUAAACCCCAGGACCCCUGCUGUCCUUCCCGCAGCUUCUUCUCGGAGUCUCAGGGCAAAUCCUUUCGAGCAGCGCCUCCCAGUGGCCAGAAGCUGAAAUGACGGCAGUGGUGCCGCCUGGUGAAUGAAUUGGUUCUGUGACCCGGGAAGCUGUGGUUGGCCCUAAUUUCUUCUCUGGAGGUUCGGAAACGCUUCCUGUCUUCUUCUGUUCUUCACGCCCCAUGCCCCUGCUAGCGUAUUACUGUUCUGUGACUUCCCUGUGACCUCUGCAGUACUCCUCAUCCUGCGUUUGGUCUCCAGGUGUCACCUUUCUGCCGUCUUCCUAACACUGAUUCCUCUCUUGAAAAAAGCACCUGCUGCACCAUAAGCCCAGGGAUGUGGCAGAUGCAGUGGGCUUGGCUUUGUGAGGAACCGAGUGUGCCCACGUUGGGGGAGCGUCAUACUUGAUACACACGUUUUUAUUUGCACAAAGAAAUGCUAUUUUUGGAGCCACAAUUUUCAUGUCUGAUUUAUGGUGAUUUUCUUAAGAACCAGAACUGCUGGCAGAAAGGGGGCACCCACAUGCUUAGAUAGCUGAUGUCUUAUUAGAGGGCAGUUUGUGGUUCCUGAUUUGGAAUUUAACAUUCUUCAAACAUUCCAGUCCAAUGAAAGUUUUAUCCGCUUUCCCAUAUAAAAAUUCUUCCCACGAUAGUGACUUGAUUCUCA